ACCAACGGCAGCGGAGAAUAGGGGGAUUCAGCUGGACCGCGGCUGACAGCUCCUGCCCGGGUCUCGUCCGCUUGUCUGUCUGAACAUGCAGCUGGAGCUGGGGAGCCGACACGGAGCAAAAACACGACAUAUAACGAGGUUCCUGACGGAGGUUGUCGGUGAAAUCCCGGCGGAGUGCCGCUGGGCAGGUUGAUAUCAACCGAGGGAGACAAUACAACACAGUGCGCAGCGGGCGGACAGCAGCCGUUGCUUUUUUUUUUUUUUUAAUAUCUCACUGCUGCUAAUAAAGGAAGCAGCAGCAACGUCCGUUUGGGUUGAAAAUCCCAGGAAUAGCAGACAUUAUCCCACUGGGAAUAGCCUAACGCAUUGAUUUCUACCGUUUAUUUUUCCUCCUUUGUGUUUUUUAAAAAAUUUCCGUUAUAACUGAAGAUGCGCGUGAUGUUGUUGCUUGCGGUCCUGUGUAGCAUCAGUGGCACUGGCGCCUCAUCCUCAGCAUUUCGUAAAUGUGAGGAGAGCCUAGCCACUCCUCUUCCCUACAGCUCCUUCACCAGUUCAUCAGUCUAUGGUGGAGGGUAUGGAGCUGGUUAUGCCAAACUCAAUCGAAGAGGAGGCGCUGGGGGCUGGUCGCCCAUGGAUACGGAUCAUAACCAAUGGUUACAGGUGGACCUGGGUUCCAGGAAGCAGGUGGUAGCCAUAGCAACACAGGGCCGCUACAGUAGCUCUGACUGGACGAGCCAGUAUCGACUACUUUACAGUGACACAGGGAAGAAUUGGAGGCCUUAUUUACAGGAUGGGAACAUCUGGACGUUUGCAGGGAACUCCAACAGUGAGACUGUGGUUCAGUAUGAGUUGCAGCACGCCAUCCUCGCCCGCUACGUACGCUUCAUCCCACUGGACUGGAGCAGGGAUGGACGCAUUGGACUUAGACUGGAGCUGUAUGGCUGCUCAUACUGGGCAGAUGUGAUCAGUUUUGAUGGUCAUGGAGUCAUCUCCUACCGCUUCAGGAGUAAGAAGAUGAAGACUGUGAAAGACAUCAUCUCCCUGAAGUUUAGAACCACGGCCGGCAAUGGCGUGCUGCUCCAUGGAGAGGGACAGCAGGGCGACUACAUUUCACUGGAGCUGCGCAGGGCACGGCUACAGCUCAGCAUCAACCUGGGUAGCAACCAAUAUGGCUCCAUCCAGGGCCACACAUCAGUGACCAGUGGGAGCUUAUUGGACGAUGACCACUGGCACUCGGUUGUCAUAGAACGUUUCCGUAGAAAUGUGAACUUCACGCUGGACCACCAUACUCAGCAACUAAGGACUAAUGGAGAGUUUGACCACCUGGACCUGGACUAUGAGAUUAGUUUUGGAGGGUUGCCGGUAUCAGCAAAGUCAAGCUCAGGAAACCGAGAAAACUUUGUGGGCUGCAUGGAGGGAAUCACCUACAACGGAGACAACAUUACCAACCUGGUCCGCAGGAAGAAAGUAGAUGUUUCCAGCUUUCGCAACCUGACUUUCUCAUGCGCUGAGUCUCAGUCCUUCCCGGUCUUUUUCAACUCAUCAUCCUUCCUGCAAUUGCCGGGGCAAAGUGACAGUGACACUCUGUCAGUCAGUCUGUCUUUCCGGACGUGGAACCCAAGUGGGCUGCUGAUGUUCACGGCACUGUCUGAUGGCGUGGUGGAAAUCAGGCUGACAGAUGGCAAAGUCACUGUCCACAUCAAUGCGACACAGUGGAACAACGCACGAAUUGAUAUCUCAUCAGGUUCAGGUUUGAAUGAUGGCCAGUGGCACACUGUCCAUCUGAUUGCGUUGGAGUACUACGUCAUGCUAACCAUUGAUGGAGAUGAGGCCUCAACAGUCAGAACAGCAAUCCCUUUCCUGAUAAGAACCGGAGGAACCUACUAUUUUGGAGGCUAUUUCCAGCGUACCAACACACCAUCACCUCAGCGCUCCUUCCAGGGCUGUAUGCAAAUGAUCCACAUUGAUUACCAGCUAGCUGACCUCAGGGCAGUGGAACAGGGUCUCAUCGGAGCCUUUGAAAAUGUUAGCUUGGAUAUGUGUGCUAUCAUUGACAGGUGUGUUCCUAAUCACUGUGAACAUGGUGGUCAUUGUUCACAAACAUGGGAUGAAUUCAGCUGUAACUGUAAUGGCACUGGAUACAUGGGAGCAACCUGCCAUACCUCGGUGUAUCAGCAGUCCUGUGAGGAGUAUAAGCACCAGGGGAAGAGUUCAGGGAACUACUGGAUUGACCCAGAUGGCAGUGGACCUAUGGCCCCAUUCAGAGCCACCUGUGACAUGACAGAGGACAAAGUUUGGACCACAGUGAAGAACAAUCUGUCUCCGCAGACAUCAGUCACCAGUUCAGACCAGGAGGGCAAGGCAGUGCUACAGCUCAAUUACAAUAUGACAGCUGAACAGAUGUUCUCCAUCACCAGCAGCGCGGAGUAUUGUGAGCAGCAUAUUGCCUAUGCCUGCCGUAUGUCUCGACUGCUCAACACUCCAGAUGGUGUUCCAUUCACCUGGUGGGUGGGAAGAGCCAAUGAGAAGCAUUCUUACUGGGGGGGUUCAGGACCGGGGAUACAGAAAUGUUCCUGUGGUAUCGAACGCAACUGUACUAAUCCCAAACACUACUGCAACUGUGAUGCCGACCAGCGUCAGUGGAGAGAGGAUGCAGGCAUGUUGGUGUAUAAAGACCAUUUGCCGGUUAGCCAGGUUGUGGUUGGUGAUACAAGCAGAGCUGGAUCUGAGGCCAAACUCACAGUCGGGCCUCUCAGAUGCCGGGGUGACAGGAACUACUGGAAUGCAGCAUCCUUCACCAGCCCAGCCUCCUACCUCCAUUUCCCCUCCUUCAAAGGAGAAACUAGUGCUGACAUCUCCUUCUAUUUCAAGACUUCCUCCACCUACGGAGUCUUCCUGGAAAACCUUGGAACCACCGACUUCAUACGCAUUGAACUGAGGGCUGCCUCUGUGAUUUCCUUCUCCUUUGAUGUGGGGAACGGGGGCGUGGAGCUCAGUGUCCGCUCGCCAACUCCACUUAACGAUGACCACUGGCAUCGCGUGGAGGCCGAGAGGAAUGUCAAGGAGGCUGUGCUCCAGCUUGACGGGCAGUACCGAGAGGUUCGCCCCGCCCCCCCGCAGGGACACACAAGACUGGAACUAUACAGCCAGCUUUAUGUUGGUGCCACAGGUGGUCAGAGGGGUUUUCUGGGCUGCAUCCGUGCUCUGAAGAUGAACGGUGUGACCCUUGACCUAGAAGAAAGGGCAAAGGUGACACCAGGGGUGAAGCCUGGCUGCCAGGGCCACUGCAGUAGCUAUGGGAUGCACUGCAGGAACGGAGGGAAGUGUGUAGAGCAGUACAAUGGAUAUUCCUGUGACUGCUCCCUCACUGCAUACGAUGGACCCUUCUGCACUGAUGAUGUGGGUGGCUACUUUGAAACAGGAACACUGGUGCGCUAUGACUUCCUGCCAGAGGCGGGACUUCCUGUGAUGCGGGAGGUAAAGAGUCUGUCGGAAGUCAGUGUUCCCAGUGAGGCCAAUCUGACUCAGGAGGAAUUGGUUUUCAGCUUCAGCACGUCCAACGCCCCCAGCAUCCUCGUCUAUGUCAGCUCCAAGACACAGGAUUACCUGGCUGUGGUGCUCAGGCACAACGGCACUCUCCAGAUCCGCUAUAGCCUAGGAGGGCUGAAGGAACCCUAUACUAUAGAUAUAGACCACCGCAACAUGGCAAAUGGACAACCACACCAUGUCAACAUAACUAGGAAUCAAAGGGAGAUACGUCUGCAGUUGGACCACUACCCAGUGGCCACCUAUACCUUGCCUGUGGCCUCAGAUACCCAGUUCAACCUGGUCAAAACCAUCUUCCUGGGAAAGGUCUUUGAAACAGGACAGAUUGACCCUAUCCUGAUCGAACGCUACAACACUCCAGGCUUCGUUGGCUGCCUGUCACGAGUUCAGUUCAACAGUAUUGCACCGCUGAAGGCUGCCCUGCGCUCCGGCUUGGCAGCUCCUGUCACCACCCAUGGGAUCCUGGUCCCGUCCAACUGUGGAGCCUCACCCCUCACUAUCUCACCCAUGGCCUCAGCCAGCGACCCCUGGCACAUGGACUCUGCUGGAGCCAUUUUCCCUUUAAGUGAGGAAAAAGCCAGUGGAGACGGAGUGGAUCGCAACUCUGCCAUAAUUGGAGGCAUCAUCGCCGUGGUGAUCUUCACCAUCUUGUGCAUCCUGGUGUUUGUGAUUCGCCACAUGUUCCGUCACAAAGGCUCCUAUCAUACCAACGAGGCGAAGGGGGCGGAGUCGGCAGACUGCGCCGACGCGGCGAUCAUCGUCAAUGAUCCUGCUUUCACCGAAACCAUCGACGAAAGCAAGAAGGAGUGGUUCAUCUGAUCAGCGGACAGUGGACACCAUGACAUUAGGAUGUAGUAACUAAGCACGGGGGAUAGUGGUGAGGAGGACAUCCGAGGCUUUUGUGGAUGUGCCGAGCAGUUUAUCUAAAAACUUCACUGACAGGGGACACCAUGGCAUUACAAUGUUGUUAUGAGGCAUAGGGCACAGUGAUGACUCACUGAGUCCAAUGGAUAUGUGGAGCGGUUUAUCUUGACUUCAUUUACAGUGGACGGCGUGACAGCAUGACAGUCUUCAGACGUUCGAGUGGUGCAUUGUGGGCAGAGGUGCCCUUAAGAUACCAGCCUUGGAUGUGUGACGACUUGUGAGGAAUUAUAAGUAAAUGAGUCCUACAAGGAGAUGCUCCGCUUCACUUGGACUGCUUUGUGUGAGUGUGUGUACUGUGUUUGUGUGUGUGUGUGUGUGUGUGUGUGUGUGUGUGUGUGUGUGUGUGUGUGUGUGUGUGUGUGUGUGUGUGUGUGUG
Messenger RNA from Myripristis murdjan (pinecone soldierfish), 4846 nucleotides. RefSeq names its product contactin-associated protein-like 2. The transcript is spliced from 25 exons. Bases 430 to 4365 code for a protein of 1311 amino acids. The record is from RefSeq and is a predicted model, not a curated record. Lineage: Eukaryota; Metazoa; Chordata; Actinopteri; Holocentriformes; Holocentridae.